AAUGAAAAUAAUCCUUCUUCAUGGUAUCAGAGCCUAACCAAAAACCCUAAUCUCUCCUCUCACCUUUCGGCCUCCUUCCUCCUCCGCCGAAUCACCGGCGCCGCCGCCCUCCCUCUCCUUCUCUCUCGGCCGGCCAUCUCCUCCUUCCUAUCAUGGCUAAAAGUGAGAUCACCUCUCAGUCUACCUCCCAAAAACCUCCUCAUCUGGCUUUCUCUGUCUCCAACGUCAAAUUACAUGUCCCUAUUCAAUUGAGCUUUUCUCAACCAAACUACAAAAAGUGGAGCCGACUGUUUCUUCUUCUCACAAGUCGGUUCAACCUCCACGGUUAUCUUGAUGGCUCUAUCGCUCCCAUCUCCGACGACGACGAUGAAUGGUUUCAACUUGACGCCAUUCUCCAGGGUUGGAUUCUCUCCACUAUCACGGAUGAAGUCUCUGAUCUGGUUAUCUCCUCCGUCUCUACUGCCUCUGCUCUCUGGGAGAUGAUUCAUGAUCUAUUUCACGACAACAAACAUGCUCGCGCCAUGCAACUCGAGCACCAAUUCCGCACCACGGUCAAGGGAUCUACCCCCAUGGCCACUUAUUGUCAAGAACUCCGAAAUAUUGCGGAUUGGUUGGACGACGUCGACGCUCCCGUCUCGGAGCACCAAUUGAUUCUUCAGAUGCUACGCGGCCUCCCCGAUGAUCUCCAGGCUCAGACCUCGUUCCUCCAAUUUCAGGAUCCUAUGUCGAGCUUUCUUCAGGUCCGAUCGGCCCUUCUCCUUCUUGAUCGGCAAAGGACCCCACUGGGCAGCACCAGCAGCACGGCGCUGCUGGCAGGGCACGGCGGCAGCGGCUACACCGGCGGACAGCACAGCGGCAACGGCGGGCGCGGCUCCGGCAGUGAUUUCGGCAGUGGGGGACACUUUUUUGGCAGCAACUCUGGUGAUGGUUCCUCCUCCGGGCAGCGUGGUGGCUUUGGACGCGGACAAGGGCACGGCAACGGCAACCGGGGUCGUGCACUACUACAGAGUAUCAUACAGCAGCUUAAGGCUGAAUUCGCCAUGACCGAUAUGGGUGAUCUGCACUUUUUCCUUGGGAUCAAUGUUCACCGCACAGCUUCUGGCCUUUUCCUCCACCAGACUCAGUUUGCUCACGACAUCCUUGAGAGGGCAGGGAUGAUUUCCUGUCGACCUAUAUCGACCCCGGUGGAUACAAAGGCGAAGCUGUCUGCGUCUGCUGGCACGGCACUCUCUGACCCCUCUCUUUACCGGUCCAUCGUUGGUUUCCUAGAUGGUCUCUCCUACCAUAAUUAGGAUUGAGACUUUUGUAUAUAUACAUGUACUCUCCUCACAAAUUAUUCAAUGAAAAUAAUCCUUCUUCACACAUCAUAUUUUCAAAACAAGUAGCGGCCUAGUGUUGAGUGUAAACACCUUAGCUUCCACUUUCUGUCAUGCAACACAUAAGGUCUCGGAAUCGAUCAGAGACUUGAUUGGAACAACAAAUGAUGAUAGUAUACGAUAUUUCUGGAACAAAGAGAAUAUUAGUCU
This is a messenger RNA of Cuscuta campestris, 1526 nucleotides long. The record is from the annotation of a GenBank genome assembly. NCBI's taxonomy places the organism in Eukaryota, Viridiplantae, Streptophyta, Magnoliopsida, Solanales, Convolvulaceae.